Hevea brasiliensis (rubber tree) is the source of this 975-nucleotide messenger RNA. RefSeq names its product mitogen-activated protein kinase kinase 9-like. Lineage: Eukaryota; Viridiplantae; Streptophyta; Magnoliopsida; Malpighiales; Euphorbiaceae. Gene Ontology annotation, biological process: protein phosphorylation. Bases 1 to 975 code for a protein of 324 amino acids. Gene Ontology annotation, cellular component: cytoplasm. The record is from RefSeq and is a predicted model, not a curated record. The transcript has a single exon. Gene Ontology annotation, molecular function: protein serine/threonine kinase activity; ATP binding.
AUGGUUCUUGCGAGACAAAAACUGCAAAGAAAUCUCCAGCUUCUCCUUCCAGCACUGCAGAUUGGCCGAUGCUCUCCCAUCCCUUGCUUCCCUAAGCCUGUAUCUAACAUUACAAUUCAAGGGGUAGGUGAUUUCUAUGAUCUGGAAAAACUCUGCGUUCUUGGUCACGGUAACCAUGGCAUUGUAUACAAAGUACUUCACAAGCCAUCUUCAGCAACCUAUGCACUGAAAAUUGUUCAGGAUGACAUCACUAACUCUUCUGCAUCCCAUGAGACUGAAAUAUUAGCAUGUACUGACUCUCCUUUUGUUGUUAAAUGUCAUGGGAUUUUUGAACCUAGAGCAGGUGAGAAAGCAAUUCUCAUGGAGCAUAUGGAUGCAGGAACUCUUGAUACUGUUCUCAGAGCCAAUGGUCCUUUCCAUGAAACUUUAAUUGCUCACAUUGCCUACCAAGCACUUAAUGGCCUCAGCUAUCUUCAUGCAUGCAGUAUUGUCCAUUUAGAUAUCAAGCCUUCAAAUCUUCUUGUUAGUAAGGACAUGAAAGUGAAAAUUGGUGACUUUGGAGUUAGCAGGAUUGUCGAUUCUGGUAUGACGAGCCACGACAAUUUGGGCAGCCAGGGGACGUACGCUUACAUGAGUCCUGAAAGGUUGGACUCGCAAACAUUUGGGUCGAUGUAUAUCUAUGCAGGGGAUGUGUGGAGCCUGGGAGUUACUUUGUGGGAGCUGUAUGUGGGGUAUUUCCCAUUUUUCCCAGCUGGGAAGAGGCCCAGUUGGAUGGAAGUUGCGAUGGUGAUAUGUUUUGGAGAAUUCCCCAGCUUUCCAAAACAGGCAUCGCAGGAGUUUAGGAGCUUCCUCAAGUGUUGCUUGGAAAGGGAACCAAGCAAAAGGUGGACAGUUUCGCAGCUCUUGUCCCACCCUUUUGUCCGCAUGCAGGGGGAACCUAAUAGGUUGCUGCCUUUUGCUCAAAUUAGCCUAUAA